UAAGCCGCGCCUGCCUAAACGUGCGCACCACCAACGAUAAGAUAUAAUAGUAGUUUUCUACGUAUGUUUACAUAUAUGUCUUUAAAUCUGUGUGUGUGUGAUAUUACUAUAGAGCUUUGUACGAUAUACGAUUUUGUGUAGAUUCGCGCUCGAUCAAAAUCACCGUGGUCUGGUUUUGGUAAAAAAACGUGAAAGAAGGACGACAAGUUGUCGAGUUUUUAAAAAUAUAUAUUAUCUCAAGUACAUUUCAACGUCCGUUAAGACAAGCGUCAUUCAGUGGCGUCAUCCGGUGAUAAAGAUCCGUCAGAGAAGAGACGAAAUGCGGGACGAAAUCGUUACAAACGGCUAGUGCUAUUGAUUGACUGUGCGAUUGGUUAAACUAGAAUUACAUGCAAGUAUGGCUGCUCUGCCGUCACCCACACAGGUGGCUGGAAGCCAUGAAGCGAUUUAUGAGGCCUACUACAACCAGGCGGAUCCGAAAGGAUGUGGAAGAAUUGAGGCGAUGGAUGCAGCGAGAUUUCUCAAAAAGUCCCAGCUGAGUGAUGUGAUACUCAGCAAAAUUUGGGACAUGGCUGAUCCCCAGUCUAGGGGUUCACUUGACAAGACGGGCAUGUUUGUCGCCCUUAAAUUAUGUGCCUUUGCUCAGGCUGGACGCGAAUUAAACAUCGCCAAUUUGAGUCAAGAUAUACCUCCCCCGAAGAUGGGUGACAUCAAACCAGUCGUCAAAAAAACACCGGCUGUUCCUCCCCCACCUGUUAUUUCAGCAGUCAUCAGUAGCGAUUGGUCGAUAAAACCGCAUGAACGCAUUAAAUACGAUCGUUUAUUUGAUGAUUUACACCCGACAAAUGGCUACAUACCGGGUAAUCAAGUUAAAGGCCUGUUAAUGGACAGCAAACUGCCAAUGGAAACGCUAGGGAAAAUAUGGGAUCUUGCUGAUAUUGACAAAGAUGGAAUGCUCGAUAGGCAUGAAUUUGUCGUCGCUAUGCAUUUGGUUUAUAAAGCCUUGGAAAAGCAUGCAAUUCCAAGUGUACUGCCACCAGAAUUGAUGCCAGCGGGAAAGAGAAAAGAGGCUCCUCUUAUCGCUGAUUUACCUGCUCCAGCGAUGGUAGCUGCACCUAUACCACCUAUUCCACCGCUACCAAAUGCAUCCGCGAUCAAUAAUUUAGUGGGUCUGCAGUCUGUCAAGCCUCCACCGCAGCAACAGCAUGUGCAGUGGGUCGUUUCAGUCGAGGAUCAAGCUGCUGCCGAUAAAUUAUUUUUACAAGCUGAUAUGGAUAUGGACGGGUUUGUCUCAGGUACUGAGAUCAAAGAUGUGUUUCUUCAGAGUGGACUUCCACAAACUAUACUCGCUCAUAUAUGGGCUCUUUGUGAUUUGGGUCAGAGUGGAAAGCUUAACAAAGAACAAUUUGCUCUCUCGAUGUGGCUCAUAAAACAAAAGUUGAGAGGAAUCGAUCCUCCUACUGCACUCACGCCGGAAAUGAUACCUCCGUCUUUAAGAAAAUUCACUGACGGUGGAGUAGCGGAGAACAAUAAUGUUCCUACUUAUUCAAAUCCCGAACUCGAUAUGAUAAGUAAAGACAUUGCUGACUUAGCUCGUGAGCGACGUCUAAUGGAACAAGAUAUUGCACAAAAAGAAGCAGAUAUUAAGAUAAAAAAUGGUGAAAUAAAAAGCCUACAGAGUGAAUUAGACACGUUAGCUGCGACUUUAAAACAAUUAGAAAACCAACGAGGAGAGGCACAAAAGCGACUAAAUGAUUUGAAAGCACAGAGGACUGACGUAGAAAAAGAAUUGAACGAAGUUGAACAAGAAAUCCGUGUACAGCAGGAAAAGGUGGAUAAAUUGCGCCAGCAAGCAGAAGAACAAGAGUCAGUUUUAAAAACACAAGAAGAUGAGCUUAAUAGUAAGCGACAGGAAUUAGAAGGACUUCGUCAAGAAGAACAGCAGCUUGAGCAGCAACAAAACACGAGUAGAGAUCAAUUAAAUGAGUUGACUAAAAACCUACAAAAUACUCAGCUCCAAAUAAGUCAAGCGAAAGCCAAAAUAACGCAUUUGGAGGAACAGCAACGACAAAUGACUGAUGUAAUUGCGAUUUAUGACUCAGCCUUAGCAGCAGGAGAUCCCAAUCUUGUCCCGGAUACUAGUCUACAAUUUAAUCCGGAAAUUAAUGCACCUGAAUUUGAAAAUGAAAGUUUGACGAAACUGAAUGGUUUGGAGAACGAAAAUCAAGGAACUAAGGCUGUAAAUUCCUUCAUAGGAAUGAAUGGAUCAUCUGAUGGGUUUGAAAAUCAAAACGAUCCAUUUACGUCCAAUAAAGCUAAAGAUACAUUUGGAAAUAGUGAAGGUGAUCCAUUUACUAAUUUCGAUGGAAGGAGAAUAUCUUCUGGGUUUGCUAGUGAUCCCUUUGCUGCGAAAAGCAAAGAAGAUUCUUAUGAUCCAUUUGGUGACAAUAAGAGAAAUGAAAAACCUGCUACGGAAACUGCAAAAGAUCCAUUUGGAGAUGAUCCUUUUGCAAAUCUUCACGCGCCAACUCGCGCUGAAAGCCCGAGUCCUGCACUCCCACCUAAAAAAGCUAAACAACCACCACCAAGGCCUGCACCUCCUCGGCCUGCUAGUGGACCGACAGGCCCCCUCCGAGCAGCACCUGUUCCUCCCACGCCUUCACCGACACCUGAUCCAUUUUCAAACUCCAAUUCAGAUCCAUUCGCUGCUCAAAAUGAUAACAACAAUGGAAACCCUGGUUUUGGAUCAACUGCUACUGGAUUUGCAGACUUUGCAAAUUUCGACGCCAAGCCGGAUUUACAACCCACUCGUACGGCACCAGCGAGGCCAAUAAGCAGACCACGUGCUACACCAACGCCAACUCAAAAGCUACCCGACUUUACGGAGGAUCCAUUCAGAGACUACCGAUAUGAAGAUCCAUUCGAGAUUGCAGAUCCAUUCGCCGACGAAGAUGACGCUAAUGCUAAUAAGAAGAGUCAAGGAAACAUCAACACCAACGGCCGUAAACUUGAUCCAUUUGGAUUUGAGACAACUGCAACACCUGGAAAUAAUUCUUUUGCGGACAAUGAUCCCUUUGAAAAGGGCUUCGAUUCCGACUUUUCAAAGGCAUUUUCUUCAAUAAAAGAAAAUACUGAUAAAGUGGAUAAUUUUAUGACUGACACGAAAAACAAUUCAUUCAAAAGCAUAAAUGAAUUUGACUUUUCAAAUAAUAGUAUCACUGAGACAACGAGGCCCAUUAACAAACCAAUUAAUUUUGAUGAAGCUUUUGCACCAAGAAAAAAUGAAAAAAAUAUAAAUUACUCAGAUCGAAAUACCGCUCAGGUGUUCGAAGACAUGUUUACUAAUGAUAAUACUCACUCAAAUAAAAACAAUAACGGGAAUGCGACAUGGAACGGGCGAAAUAAUGUAUCGAAGGCGCUCUCAGAACAACAGCAACUCGCUUGGGCCUCGCAGCAAAGCUUGCGUGCAGAAGAGGAACGGUCUCGGCGCAAAGCUCAAGAGGAAGCUGAUUUUGCUUAUGCGAUUGAGCUCAGCAAGCAGGAAAACGCGGGCAAGUUUUAAAUUUAAAUAAAUAAAAACUAAAGAUAACUUGAAUUUAAAUAAUUGAAGCGAGUUGGUGCUCAAUGAAACAAGAAUUGUUAACAAUAUUUAGCAUAAUAACGAACUUUUAUUCGUCUAUUUAUUAUAAUAUGACGAAAAUAAGAUAAUGCGCGUGGCAUGUUGUACUGUCUCUUUUGCCUUCAACCAGUAUUUAUUCUGUAUUACGCGCCACACGAAUCCUAAAUUUAAUUUACUUCAAUUCUUAUAUAUAUGCCUUCCCAAACAAAUAAUAUUAAUAAAAUAUAUGAUAUAAUAUUAAAAAAUUAUAAGCACAGACUAUAACGCAUUAUACAAAAAAUGAUGAGUGUGAAUGUAGCAGACAUCAGACAAAUUUUAAAUUAUAAAUAAAUUGAGUAAAUAAUUUAAAGAAUAAUAUUCAAAAUUUUAUUUUAUUAAUUAUUUAUUCUAUUAAUUUAUAAUUUUAAAUUUGUCUGAUGCCUGCUGCAUUCAUACUCAUAAAAAAUGAUAGAAAAAAAAAUUAUGUUAUUUUAAGUAUAUGAAAAAAUAAUAAUACUAUUAAAAAGAGUAUCAUUGUGUUUGAUUAGUUAGUAAGGUAUGCGUAUAAACUUCAUAUCAGAUAACGUAAAGUACGUAACGAGCAAUAGUUUAAUGACGUUACUUACCGAAAUAAUAAAAUUAAUAACUACUUGUUUAAAAGUAUACAAAAGUUUAAUGAAAACUUGAAUGAUUUUUUACUUUAAGUUUAUUCGUGUAUUGCUCGAUACGUUCCAAAGACUACGGUGUUCAAGUUUAAAAUAUAAUUAAAAAACCAUUGAAUCACAAUUAAAUAGUCUAUUUGGAAAAGUUAAUUGUGCGUAUUUUUGAGUUUAAUGUUAUCUAUAACUGUUACUCAAUCAUUUUUGUUAUUUACGAUCAUUGCUACGUACGUUUGUAUAACUUUUUGAUGUAUAUAUUCUCUUCGUUAUACUUCAUAGUCAUUCUUAAAUAAUUACUUUCAUUAUUAAGACGAUCAAUCAUUGUUACGUAUUAUCUUUUACUAUUUACAUUUAAUAUUUCGUUUUAUUUUUUUAAGAUUCUCUUUUUUGUCUUUUUUUAUUCAUUCAAAACUGCAUCGAAAAUUGAAAUUUCUUGGGGUAAGAAAAAUUUUUCAGUAUGAAUUAGAAAUAAAAAUUUUAUAAGGACUAAAAAAAAUUUCUUGAGGCAAGAAAUUUUUUUCUCACCUCAAAAAAAAUUUUUCUUGGUUCAAAAAAAAAUUUUUUUUUAUUCAUAAUGAAAAAUUUUCUUGGGUUGAUUGGAAAUUUUUUGCAGCAAGAAAUUAUUUUAUUUUUUGUAUGGGUAAUCGUUGACUUCAUAGUGCGUACGAAUAUAUUUUAAUUUAAUAUCUCUGUAUAUAUCGGAGUUUCCUCAUAAUUGAGAUUAUCAUAAAAAAAAAAAAAAAUAGUAAUAACAAAGUACGUUAUUUGAAAGAAUAUAAUUCUUUUUUUUUGCUUUGUAAAAAAAUUAAUUUUAUAUUAAUGAAAAGAUUAUUAAGGAAAAUGCCGUAGGUAUGAGAAAAUUAAGUAAAACCGCUGAUCUACUUUACAAUAAGAUUAAAUAUUAUACAAUUUAUUGCAAAGUAGCAUGAAGCUGUUUUAAAAUUUAUUAUCAACAAUAUUUAUUUAUUAUUUUGUUUUUUAAUUUUAUUAUUUAAGCCAAUAAAAAUAAUUACUCGCAUAAUUGAAAUGCCUGUGGUCAGGUAAAAAACAUUAUUAUUAUUACUAUUAUAUAUUGUUUUUGUUUUCACAACGAAUAAAUUUAAUGCGAUUCUCUUUAAGUAUAAUUUAUUUAAUUGAAAUUCUUUAUAAUGGUCAAAGCGAGUACAUAGACAAUAGCUGAUGAAAUAAAUAUAUCUAUUCAUGUAUGAACGAAUAGUUUACAGUGAAAGAGAUAUAAUAUAUGUUACAAAUGAUAAUAAUAAAAAUCAAUACAAAAUAAAAUAUAUAAAAAAAAAAAUUAAUAAAUAAUAUGCAUAUUAAUUAUGAAUAUAAAAAUGGCAUUUAAUGGUAUAUUGUGUGACGAGGGAUGAAACAAAACGAUUUCAGACCAGAGUGAAGUUGGCUGACUUCACCCGCAGGAAAAUCGUGUUUCAUCUUGAGUUGCACACUAUAUUUUUCAUGAUUGCCUGCAUUGGAACGUUAAGUUUCAGUGUCAGCAGCCGGUCAGUAACAAGUUAAUUUAAGACCAAUGGUGUGAUCAUUAAAUUGUCAUUUGCAAUUUAUAAUUAAGAAGAAACUCUAAAUACUAUUUAUUAUUCACACUAAUUUUUAUAAAACUUAAUUACAAAAUGAGAACUGUCAUUUACAUAAUAGUAUAUUACACAACUAGGGUGGAAAGUAGGACAUUCUAACCCGCGUGUAUGAUUGUGUCCUACUUUUCUUCGUGUUAUGUUUAUGAUUUUUCACCAGAUCUACACCUGAAAGUUUAAAUUCCUGCCCCGUUUGGAGGGAAGAAAGUCGUUCUUUUUAUUUAUGAGAAAACAAAUGAUAAAAAUUAGCGCAUGCGCGAUUCUUUCUACAAACAGAAGCAAAAAUUUUAACUUUCAGGCGCAGGUCUGGUAAAAAAUCGUAUGCACACCACGAAGGUAGGAUUCGCCUUUGGCUCGGGUAAGUACUUAUACACGUGGCUUAGAAUGUCCUACUUUUCUCCCUAGGCGUGUAAUAUACUAUUUCACCAGACCUGCACCUGAAAGUUCAAAUUUUUGCCUCUGGGAAGAAUAGUGUCUGCGCUAAAUUUAUCAUUUCUUUUCUCGUUAAAGAAGAGAACGACUUUCUUCCCUCUAAACAGUGCAGGAAUUUAAACUUUCGUCGCACGUAUGGUGAAAAUAAAAUAAAUGGUCUGUAAUAACUCAUAAACAAGACAAGUAUCAGAGUUUAAAUUGCGAAAGCCUUCAGUCAACGGGCAGAAACAUUAAUUGUUUCUUCCCAAGCAAAACAAGUUUGUUUCUGCCCUCUGACUGGGCAUUCACAAUUUACGCGUUUGCUGAUAUUUAUUCGCGACAUUGGACUGAAAUUCGCUUCUUUUGACUGGCUGUCGAGACACCGAAACAAAGUUUCGAUGCCGGUAUAAAAAUAUAUAAAAACAUUUAAUUUAAAAAAAAUGUAUGAAUGGAUAAAAGCGUGAGAUCGAGUAUGGUGCCUAUUUAAGAGCACAAGAAAUGAGAUUACUAGUACUAGUAGUGUGUUACGUUACCAAUGUAUAUAUAUAUAAACAAAUUCAAAACGAAAUUAUAAAAUGGUACAUAUUAAUUAAUUAACCGUCAUCCAAUCGCGACAAAAUUCAAACGACGUUAUCUUUAAUGAUCAUUAAUAUUUCAUAACUCAAAAAAUAUAUCACGUAAAUAAUUUUAACUGUUAUUUAAAAACAAGACAAAUAAAUUACUAAAAUAAUAAUCGCAGGAUUGUGCAGAAUUCAUAAAAAAUGUUAAGACGAUUUUUUUCUGUGUGCAUGCAUUUAGUCAUUUAGUCGCAAUUUAAUAAUGCUAAUAAAAAUCGCAAUAAUAAUAAUGAUAAUGAUAAUAACCAUAACCAUACAAGGUAUAAACUUAAAGAUACAUCAUUAUAUACAUAUAUAUCGUUCUUAUACACUUACUUAAAUUUCCAAGCGCUAUAAAAUUUUAAGAGAAACAAAGAAAAAAAAAUCGCCGAGUUGAAUUUACUCAUGUAUUUUGAGAAUAUAUUGUUGAUUAAACGUAGCUUACUUUAACAUACGUUUUGCUUCUUAUAUAUAUAUUAUAAUAUAACUAUUUAAUUAGUAAGAGUGAAAAAAUAUUUAUACGUACGACUGUGGGUUUGUUUUAAUGAGAACAGGAGAUAAAAAUGGCAAUAAAUCUUUAAAGAUUAUUAAUUUUAAAAAACAUACAUGUAUACAUAUAAAUAUAUAUAUGUGUGUAAACAUGAAUUGAGAUAAAAGAUGAAGCAAAAAAUAAGGGCGGUAAUAUAGCUUUGUAUAUAAAUGUAUCAAUUAUAUAUAUAAAUAUAUAUAGAUUAACUGAACCUGAAGGAGAACAGGGAGUACUGAAGGUUUUUUUCUCUAGCUGAUGGUGGAAACAAGGGCGUAAAGACGAAAACAAGAACAGAGUAAAUAAAUAAGUAAAACAAAAUUGAAUGAGUUAAGUUAAGUA
Molecule: messenger RNA, 7721 nt
Organism: Microplitis mediator
Lineage: Eukaryota; Metazoa; Arthropoda; Insecta; Hymenoptera; Braconidae
Gene: Eps-15
Product: epidermal growth factor receptor substrate 15-like 1
Exons: 13
Coding region: 398-3562 (1054 amino acids)
Biological process (GO): endosomal transport; endocytosis
Cellular component (GO): plasma membrane; clathrin coat of coated pit; cytoplasm
Molecular function (GO): cadherin binding; calcium ion binding
Source: RefSeq, a predicted model, not a curated record